AGGUGUUCCUGGGUUUCGGCCGUGUGUUCAGCGGUGUGGCCCGCCCCGGCCAGCGGCUGCACGUGCUGAGCGGCGCCUACUCGCCCGCGCACCCGGCAGGGGGGCAGCGCGGCAGUGCGGUGCUGGGGCCGGUGUUCAUGAUGAUGGGUCGGGCGCUGGAGCGGGUGGAGCAGGUCCCCGCCGGCAACCUGCUUGCCAUCGCCGGCCUGGACUCCUUGGUGCUCAAGUCCGCCACGCUGGCCUCCACCCCCGCCUGCCGCCCGCUGGCUCCACUCAUGUUCCAGGCGGCGGCAAUUGUGAUGGUGGCCGUUGAGCCCGCCCACCCCAGCGACCUGCCGGCCCUGGUGCGGGGGCUGCAGCUGCUCAACAGGGCGGACCCGUUCGUGGAGGUGAGUGUGCUUGACAGCGGCGAGCACGUGCUGGGUGCUGCGGGCGAGGUGCACCUGGGCACCUGCAUCAAGGACCUCCGGGAGCGGUUCGCACGGGUGGAGCUGAGGGUGUCCCCCCCGCUGGUCGCCUUCCGCGAGUCCGUGUUCUGCCCCAGCGAGCUGCCCGAGGG
This is a messenger RNA of Astrephomene gubernaculifera, 559 nucleotides long. The record is from the annotation of a GenBank genome assembly. Lineage: Eukaryota; Viridiplantae; Chlorophyta; Chlorophyceae; Chlamydomonadales; Astrephomenaceae.